Molecule: messenger RNA, 1990 nt
Organism: Tricharina praecox
Lineage: Eukaryota; Fungi; Ascomycota; Pezizomycetes; Pezizales; Pyronemataceae
Product: pyridoxal phosphate-dependent transferase
Exons: 3
Coding region: 344-1894 (516 amino acids)
Biological process (GO): amino acid metabolic process
Molecular function (GO): carboxy-lyase activity; pyridoxal phosphate binding
Source: RefSeq, a predicted model, not a curated record
UCUAUAUCUCGGGGCCGAGAUCUUUUGCAGACUUUGCUCUACAUCUAGGUAUGUAUGUGUGCAUAAUGCCUUCCUACCCAGAUACCUAUGGGGUAUUCUCUGCCAUGAAAAGCAAAGCGAAAACGCCCAUCCCAAGGAGGAUGCCCGGAAGAGAACCCGUGCCCAUGUAUGAUGUGAGAUUUAUGUGCCCCACCAUGAGCUCCGCAAAGCCGUUAACGCGUGGGGCACCCAAUGCUAUAUCUAUGAUCUCAAACGUCACUCAUGAUUCCCACCACAGAGGAGGUGUCGUGAAUCCGAAUACACUGCUUCCUUCGACCUGGUACUCGUAACGUUACAGGAGGACAUGGACGCCAAUCAGUUCCGUGCCGCGGCACAUGCCGCUAUCGAUCAAGUCAUCGACUACUACGAGAACAUCUCCGACCACCGCGUGGUAUCCAAUGUUGAGCCCGGCUGGCUGAACCGAAUCAUUCCCACGACUAUCCCGGAGAACGGAGAGCCGUGGGAGGAUAUCCAGAAGGAUAUCACGGAGAAGAUUAUUCCCGGGUUGACGCACUGGCAGUCUCCCAACUUCCUCGCCUUCUUUCCCGCAAACUCCACGUACCCCGGAAUCCUCGGCGAGGUCUACUCCGCCGCCUUCACAUCCGCAAAUUUCAACUGGCUUUGCUCCCCCGCCGCCACCGAGCUCGAGACCAUAGUCCUGGACUGGCUCUGCCGGCUCCUAGCACUGCCACCAUGCUACCUCUCAACCUCCCCGUCCGGCGGCGGCGGAGUAAUCCAAGGUUCCGCCUCGGAGGCCAUCGUGACCGUGAUCGUUGCUGCCCGCGACCGGUGUCUCCGCGCUCUCACCGCCAGCACAAACUCUGAAGCCGAGGCGGAGGCGAUCCGCGACACGUAUCGCGGCAAGCUUGUGGCGCUCUGUUCCGACCAAUCGCACAGCAGCACGCAGAAAGGCUGCCUAAUCGCGGGGACCAAGUACCGCCCGAUCACCGUUCCACGGCACUCAGGGACGAGCAACUACACACUCACAGCGGCGACACUCCGCGCGGCGCUCGAGGCAGCCGUCGACGACGGCCUAGUGCCUUUCUACACGACCGUCACGCUGGGCACGACGAGCACCUGCGCAAUCGACGACUUCGCGUCGAUCGCCUCCAUCCGGCAGGACUACCCGCAGCUGUGGAUCCACGUGGACGCGGCGUACGCGGGUGCCGCCCUCGUCUGUCCCGAGUACCAGCCGCUCAUCGCCGGCGUUGAGACGUUCGACAGCUUCAAUAUGAACAUGCACAAGUGGCUGUUGACGAAUUUCGACUGCAGCUGCCUGUUCGUGCGCGAGAGGAAGCAUCUGCUCAACGCUCUGAGCAUCACCCCGAGUUACCUCAGGAAUGAGUUCUCCGAGAAGGGACUGGUCACCGAUUAUAGAGACUGGCAGAUCCCCCUGGGAAGGAGGUUUAGGGCGCUGAAGGCGUGGUUUGUCAUGCGUACGUAUGGUGCUGAGGGCCUCAGGAAGCAUAUCAGGAACUGUGUGACUGUUGGAACGGGGUUCUAUAACAACGUUGAGGGCAGGCUGGAUCUGUUUGAGAUCUUUACGCCGCCGGCGUUUGGGCUUACAGUGUUCACGGUUAAGCCUGGGGAGGGUGAGGGUGUUGGCCUGAAGGCAAGAAACGAGAUCACGAAAGAGGUGUAUGAGGCCGUGAAUGCGGAUGGAGAGAUCUUCAUCACGAGCACGGUCGUUGAUGGGACGUAUGCUAUCCGUGUCGUCAGUGGAAAUCCAAAGAUAGAGGAGCGACAUUUGGCUAGGGCGUUUGAGAUUAUUGUCAAUAAGACCGAGAAAAUCAGGGCAAAGGGGACGCAUACGCCGCCGGUUGUCGAGGUAGAGCAGGAGCUUAAGGGCGUGUAAAUGGAUGAGCUUGUACGGAAAUGAUGUUGUGAUGGACGAUCUACGUUCCCUUCUUCUCGACUGUCGUGCACAAACAGUUCUAUUAUUAUCACCCAG